AUGGUGAAUCGAAGAGGCCUUCCUGUGGAAGUACUAUCUGACAAUGGCAGUAACUUUAUUGGUGGAGAAAGAGAGCUACGCGAACUUGUAGAACAKUUAGAUGAGGAAAAGAUAAAGAAAUCAGCAGCAAACAAGGGGAUUUGUUGGCAUUUCAACCCACCAUUGGUGCAUCACUUUGGAGGAGUCCACGAGACCUUGAUAAAGACAGCAAAAAGAGCAACCUAUGGGAUAUUAUCGAAUGCGGAUAUUACAGAUGAGGAGCUCAUGACAGCCUUCACAGGAGCAGAAUCACUUAUGAACAGUAGGCCAUUGACAUACCAAUCAGGACAUCCUUCAGACGGAUAUUAG
Exaiptasia diaphana is the source of this 348-nucleotide messenger RNA. RefSeq lists its product as uncharacterized. NCBI's taxonomy places the organism in Eukaryota, Metazoa, Cnidaria, Anthozoa, Actiniaria, Aiptasiidae. Gene Ontology annotation, molecular function: nucleic acid binding. The transcript has a single exon. The record is from RefSeq and is a predicted model, not a curated record. Gene Ontology annotation, biological process: DNA integration. Bases 1 to 348 code for a protein of 115 amino acids.